UGCCGCCGCCGGCAGCUGCUGGCCAUCUUUGCCGCCCUCGGCCUCCCCUGACCUUCUCUACCAGCCGCCCCCGACCAUCUCUGCCGCCGCCGGCUGCCCCUGAACAUCUCUGCUGGCCUGCUGCCGCCGGCGUUCCUCCCGCCUCUCGUUCGUCGUAUUGGUCGCCGUCGAGCUCGCUGACCUGCGGUCCCGUCCACCGUCUACCUCGCCGUUCCGGUCGCCGUCAUCAUCUCGCAGAAAAAUGGAAGAGGAAGAAGGGGACCAUGAGGCAUACCAAAGUGGUGGUUCAUCGUUGAUAUCCGGUGCGACAAUGAGAAGGGCUCAACCACCCCCAGGGGUGUCUCCUUCUUCGAUAAACAUUUGUAGAGCUUAUCAUGCAGGACGUUCACAAGACACUCGUAUGGUUGAUUGUGAAGAAGAUGAGGCUGAUGAAGAAGAUGUUGACUAUGAAGAAGAAGAGGAAGGAGAAGAAGAUGAGGAUGAUGAAGAAGAAUAUGAUGAUGAUGAAGAAGAAGAAGAAGAAGAAGAAGAAGAAGAAGAAGAAGAAGAAGAAGAAGAAGAGGGAGAUAAUGUGGAUGAAGAGGGAGGGGUUGAGAUCAUUGACAUGGGUUCAUUUUCUGAACCGGGAAGAAAGUUUUUGUCUAAAGUGUGGAAAGAAUAUGAGCCUAUCCGUGUUGAUGGCAUAGUUGUAGCUGCUGAGUGCAAACACUGUGCAAGGAAUAUUUGUGCUGAGCGUAAACAUGGAACAAGUUCAUUGCGCAAACAUUUGAAGAGAUGCAGGGAAAGGAAGAAGGUUCUUAGAGUUUCUGGACAGCUGAGUGCUUCUAUCGUGAGUCCUGAUGGAGUUGCAAUGGGGCUCUGGACAUUUAAUCAGGCAUUAGCACGCCGAGAGCUAAUGAGGAUGAUUGUGUUGCAUGAAUUGGCAUUCUCAUUGGUGGAGUACGAUGGAUUUAGAAGAUUUGUCUCUAGUCUAAAUCCUAGCUUCAAGAUGAUAUGUAGAAAAACAGUGAAGGAGGACUGCAUGAAAGCAUUUAAGGAAGAGAAGAGAAUUCUGCAAAGGAUGUUCCAAAACUCCAAAUCCAAGAUUUCUUUGACUACGGAUCUGUGGACAUCAAAUCAGACAGUGGGGUACAUUUGCAUCACAGCUCACUUCAUUGAUGAGGAGUGGAAGCCGCAGAAGAGGAUAGUGAAAUUCGCAGCUAUGGAGACGCCGCACACAGGAGCUGCAAUGUUCAACGUCAUGGUGAAUUUCAUAAGAGAGUGGAACAUUGAAGAUAAUCUCUUUGCUGUGACGCUAGACAAUGCAUCAAACAAUGGUGCAAUGAUGAAGCUAUUGAAGGCACAUCUCCUGCUUAAGAAGAUGUUACCUGGUAGUGGCAAGUUGUUUCACCAACGUUGUGCUGCCCAUGUCAUAAAUCUGAUAUGUCAAGCAGGAUUGAACUUCCUUGGUCCAGUGAUCAACAUGAUGCGUGAAAGUGUCAAAUAUAUUCGAAGCUCACCAAGUCGAAAGGAAAAAUUUCAAGAAAUCGUUGCGCAGCAUGGUGUAUCAUGUGGGAGAACUCCAAGUCUUGAAGUUCCAACUCGCUGGAACUCAACCUACAUGAUGAUUGAUAUAGCGAAGGAGUAUCGCGGAGUGUUUGACUCUUUGGCCAUUCACGAUAAACAAUAUACCUUCAAGCCAUCUUUUGAGGAUUGGGAAAAUGCCGAAGAUGUUUGCAGGCUACUGAAGGCAUUUUAUGAAGCCACUAAUGUGAUAUCGGGCACAAAAUAUCCAACUGCUAAUUUGUAUUUCCAUGAAAUGUGAAAAGUGAAGCUGACCUUAGAGCAACAACAUUAUGAAGAGGAUUCUGAGAUGGGUACAACAGUCAAAUAUAUGAAGAGAAAAUUCAGAAGGUACUGGAAGAUGACAUGGUUGAGCCUUUGUAUUCCAGUGAUUUUGGACCCACAAUUCAAGUUGAAAUAUAUUGAGUUCCGAUUUGGCCUAGAGUUUGGGAACGUAGCUGCAGCAAUGAUUGCUAAAAUAAAAAAAUGUGUUCCAAGGGUUGUUCAAGGAAUACCUCCAAUUGAAUGACAAUGGCUCAGAUCCCAUGUCACAAGGAGGUGAUGAUGACAUGGCUAUAAGUGGUGAAGAUCCUAUGGCUGAUUGGGACCAACAUGUCACCCUCACUGCUCGAUCAACAAAUUUGGAUUCUACUGAACUUGAUUCGUACUUGUCAAAGGUACCCAUCCGUCGAAGUGAUCAAUUCAAUAUCCUUGCAUGGUGGCAGACGAACUCAGGUGAAUACCCAACGCUGAGUCGCAUGGCAGUAGAUAUCUUGGCGGCUCCUGCCUCUGCGGUGGCAUCCGAGUCCGCCUUCAGCACAGGGGAGAGAGUCCUAUCAGAUUUUCGAAGUCGAAUGACCGCAACGACACUUGAAGCUCUUGUUUGCUUACAAGAUUGGAUAAGGGCCACCGCUAAUACUCAACGUAGCUUGGCUUCAGUUCAUGACAUUUUACUAGACUUACAAGAUAUCGAGGACUGAUGCUUGUUGGAGCAAUUGAUGUUAAACCUCAAGCAGAUGGUGAAGCAAAGAUAUGUCAGCUUUCUCUAUAACCUACUGGAUGUGAAAAGAUUAGCAUGUUGAACCUGUAAUAUUUUGAUCUUGUAUGAGUCUGUUGGAUUGAGGUCAUUAGCUUGACGUUCUUUGAAACUUGUAAUCUUUUGAUCUUGUUCGAAUCUAUUGGAUUGAGGUAUUUAGCUUGAUGCUCUUUCAAACAUGUAGUCUCAUGAUCUUGCCAUUUUACUAAACAUUUGCUAAAUUCUGUGUCGGCCUCAUGUACCCAAUGGGUCAAUGGGGCCACAAAAUUCUGAUAAAAUGGGCCGGCCCGUGGCCUCAUAUUUUGACCUUGGGGCCACGGGGCCAGGGCUGGGUCGGCCCAUUCCCAUUUUGACUCACUGUAGGCGGAUGCCGAGAACAGCUUGGGUUGUGGACCUGAGAAGCUCUGGCGCACACGGAGAAUUUACCCGGAGUAUCUGGU
Molecule: messenger RNA, 3018 nt
Organism: Triticum aestivum (bread wheat)
Lineage: Eukaryota; Viridiplantae; Streptophyta; Magnoliopsida; Poales; Poaceae
Product: zinc finger BED domain-containing protein RICESLEEPER 2
Exons: 5
Coding region: 242-1804 (520 amino acids)
Molecular function (GO): DNA binding
Source: RefSeq, a predicted model, not a curated record